Molecule: messenger RNA, 5700 nt
Organism: Pieris rapae (cabbage white)
Lineage: Eukaryota; Metazoa; Arthropoda; Insecta; Lepidoptera; Pieridae
Gene: sfl
Product: bifunctional heparan sulfate N-deacetylase/N-sulfotransferase
Exons: 15
Coding region: 553-3216 (887 amino acids)
Cellular component (GO): Golgi apparatus
Molecular function (GO): deacetylase activity; heparan sulfate N-sulfotransferase activity
Source: RefSeq, a predicted model, not a curated record
UGGCCGGUCGUGUCGUGCCUAUCCCUCCUACGCUCCGCGUUCGAAAUGUGUGACAAUAAUUGUUGCUUCCUCUUUUAAUAUCUGUAUUUAUAAACUUUAUUGUAUUGUCUUUUGUAUCUAUGAAGAUUAAGUUUAUAUAAUAUAACUCGAUGGUUUUAAUUAAUGUUUGCUGUAUGAACUUUACGAACAAGAAAACGAGAAUAGUUAAUAAAAUUGGCUAAGACCGAUGCGAUCAUCAGUCAGCCCCAGUCACCCACGGAUGCCGUAAGGUCGAGCAGUGGUGCGCAGCCGUCGUGAUGAGCACAACCCGCCAAAAUGCGUCGGCGGCCAUUUUAAACAGGCAACGGAUCCGUUUGUCGGCACGAGAUGGCCGUCAGCGCCAACGCGUUCAACGCGAUCAUGCGCGUGUGCACCACGCAGCGUUGUUAUGAAAUGUGGAAACAUUGCAAGUGGCGACAGAAAUCAUCGAGGACAAACGGGACCUUUAGAGUUCCCAGAUAGAGAUUGUGGCCUAAGUGUUGUGUUGUGUAAAUAUAGUGGUGUAAUAUAAGCAUGGAGGGUCGUGGAGCGCGCACGCCGCUUCUCGAAUGCGGGGAGUAUCACCCGCACAAGAAGGCCACCCCCCGAUGCUGCUUCUGGCUGGCGAGCCACGUCAAUGUGAGGAAAUGCGUGGCCGGUGCCAUGUUGCUCUCCGUCCUCACCAUUUUCUUCUAUACGUAUUAUGUGACCGCUCCCCUGACAAGCCUUGUAUGGAGAGAUCGAGUUCCUCGGCCUUUGUCGCAGUGUUCCCUGCUCGCAUCGCAGCAGCAGGCCCGAGAUCACCGAUCGGACGCGCGUCUGCGCAUCGAUGCAAAAGUUCUGGUCAUCGCUGAGUCCUUAUACUCGCGGCUUGGGCGAGACAUUGCAGAAUUGCUUGUCGCUAACAGAAUACGGUAUAAGGUGGAGGUAGCAGGCAAAAGCCUGCCAGUUCUCACCACGUUGGACAAGGGUCGAUACGGAGUAAUUGUGUUCGAGUCUCUAUCGAAAUACGCGAACAUGGACAAAUGGAAUCGGGAGCUUCUCGACAAAUACUGUCGAGAAUACUCGGUAGGGGUUGUAGGGUUCGCCACACCCGGCGAGGAGACACUCGUAGGAGCCCAGCUGAAAGGAUUCCCACUCUUCAUGCAUACCAAUUUAAGGCUUAAGGAUGCAUCAUUAAACCCAGCUUCACCAGUACUAAGAUUAGCACGAGCUGGUGAGACAGCUUGGGGACCACUGCCAGGUGAUCACUGGACGGUGUUUAGGCCGAAUAGUUCCACUUAUGAGCCUGUUGCUUGGGCUUCAAGGGAGAACGAAUAUGGAGUCAACGAAGACCACAUACCGCUGGCUACAGUUAUGCAAGACCACGGUCGUUUGGACGGCGUCCAAAGGGUCCUGUUUGGGGCCGGGCUCCAGUUCUGGCUACAUCGGUUGCUGUUCCUCGACGCGUUGAGUUACCUCAGCCAUGGCCAGUUAAGCUUGAACCUCGAUCGGUGGAUACUUGUCGACAUUGAUGAUAUCUUCGUGGGUGAACGAGGUACCAGAUUACACGAAGAAGACGUGUCAGCGUUAAUGGCGUCGCAAGUGGCUCUGCAACGGCUGGUUCCAGGCUUCAGGUUUAACCUUGGCUACAGUGCUAAAUAUUAUCACCAUGGGACAGCUCUGGAGAAUCGCGGGGAUGAUUCUCUAUUGAAGAAUCGAGAGCAUUUUAGCUGGUUUUGUCACAUGUGGAAUCACCAGCAACCCCAUCUCUACAACAACGUGUCACAGCUGGAGUCAGAAAUGAUGUUGAACAAACAGUUUGCCAUGGAGCAUGGAAUACCCACAAACUCAUGCUAUUCGGUCUCACCGCACCAUUCGGGCGUGUAUCCAGUGCAUGAGCCGUUGUACGAAGCCUGGAGGAAGGUGUGGGACGUCAAAGUCACUAGUACUGAGGAAUAUCCGCAUUUAAGACCGGCCAGGUUGCGUCGCGGCUUCAAGCAUAGAGGCGUCAUGGUGCUACCUCGGCAGACCUGUGGGCUUUUCACGCACACGCUACUGCUGGAGAGAUACCCAGGCGGAAGGGAACGACUCGACAGGUCGAUUCAGGGUGGCGAGCUUUUCCAGACUGUCAUCAAUAAUCCUAUAAAUAUCUUCAUGACACAUAUGUCGAAUUACGGCAAUGAUCGUCUGGCCCUCUACACCUUCGAGUCUGUCGUGAAGUUCCUCCGAUGCUGGACCAACGUGCGUCUCGCAUCAGCACCUCCGCUGGCGCUAGCUGAGAAAUACUUCCAACUUAGGCCAGAUGAGCUGAACCCAUUGUGGGGGAACCCCUGCGACGACGUCCGCCACAGACGCAUCUGGUCCAAGUCGAAGUGGUGCGAUACGUUACCCAAAAUCCUGGUCAUCGGGCCUCAGAAGACAGGAAGCACUGCGCUCUACACGUUCCUGGCGAUGCAUCCAGUCCUGGUACCGAAUCAACCCAGCCCAACUACAUAUGAAGAACUCCAGUUCUUCAAUAACAACAACUAUAUGAAGGGACUAGAUUGGUAUCUAAACUUCUUUCCGCCGAACCAGAGCAACGCAUCCCAAAUAACUUUUGAAAAGUCGGCGACGUAUUUCGACGGUGAUCUUGUACCGCGACGUGCCCACGCCCUGCUGCCGAACGCGAAGAUUAUUGCUAUACUAAUCUCGCCUUCUAAAAGGGCCUACUCGUGGUACCAACACAUUCGGUCGCACGGCGAUCCAGUGGCGAACAAUUACACCUUCCACGCCAUCAUCUCAGCGAAUGACUCGGCGCCGAAACAGUUACGAGACCUAAGGAAUCGUUGCCUCAAUCCGGGAAAAUACAGCCACUACUUGGAACGAUGGUUGUCGGAGUACAACUCACAUCAGUUCCAUAUAAUUGAUGGAUCGCUGCUUCGCUCUGAACCAGCUAUCAUUAUGAACACUUUGCAGAAAUUCCUGAAAAUUCCUCAUAUUGACUAUCACAAGUUGCUUAAGUAUGACGCAAAGAAAGGUUUCUUCUGUCAAGCUGUCAACGAUAAGACAAAAUGUCUAGGUAAGUCCAAAGGUCGCGUAUACCCGCCGAUGGAAGACAGAUCAGCGAAAUUCUUGAAACGAUAUUACACUCCUCACAACACAGCUUUGUCGAAGCUUCUUGUGAGAUUAGGCCGGCCGGUCCCUCAGUGGCUGAAGGAUGAAUUAUCCAAUGGAUAGCAUAGUAUAAAACCUAAAGGGUUGGAACGAAAGGAAAUAAUACGACUGAUCAAAGUCUGUCUUGUGACGUAACAUUAUUUGCUUCGGGAAAAUGUCCGUGAAGCAAACAUUUGUUAAAUAGCUCUAAGUUCCGAUUCUCAGGGUUUUUUCAAGAGAAAGGGUUCUAACAGGGCUUUAACUUUAAGUACGAUACGGACCUUCAACCAUACUCAGACUCGUUCAUUAAUAAAUGGCAACAUUAAUACAACGGCCCUACUCUGACGCGUGUCUAUGAGUUAAGAUCUAUUUAUGCCAGUGAAAUACUUCUAAAACUUCUUCAAAUGGCUUAACUAACCAUUAACUUAAUGAACGACUCUAAGUACAUACGUAAAUUGUGAAUCUUGUAUAAAUAAAUUUCGUUAUGAUGGUUUUACUUGCCAAUGCGCGCUGGGUGCUACCUUUUUCGAAAAUCUUAGUUGUGUAUUUUGAAGUUUUGUUUGAAGUUUUGAAAGGUACUUGACAUCACAUAUUCAGCUUGUUCCAAUUGGAAUUUAUGAACUGUGCUUGCAACUGUAUCGAAUACUGUUGAUACUUGCACGUAAAAAUGUGUUGCUUUUAAUCUAUGUAUUAUAUGUUUGCGCAAACACAUUUUCUUGUCAUUAAAAUUAACAAUAUAGUGUUAUUUUUAGAGAUUUUUUAAAUUACAUCAUCAGAUCCAGUCAAGUGCCUGUUUUAUUUGGGCUACUCAUUCCGUUUGUACCUGAUUUUAAUUGUACAUUUCUAGUUGUUUUCUGUAUCUGUGCCAUAGUCUUGAACAAAUUUUCUUAACUGUAUUCUAAAUCUCUGUUUAAUAGUCGGGCUGCAACCUUUUUAGGUCUUGAUCUCAGAUUUUUUAAUCUGUUUCUUGAUCAUUUGUCUAAUACAAGUGUCUCCUGUGGACUUUUUGGGUCAAACGCAAGCCGAUUUCCUCACGACGAUUUUCUUUAUAUAUAUAAAGAAAGUCCAUUGGUGCACAGCCGGGGAUCGAACUUACGACCUCAGGAUUAAAUCGCGUUUUAGAAUACGAGCAGUGACGUCGUUGUGACAAUAUUAAGUUAUUCAAUCAAUUUUAUGUCUAUAUAAUGUAACUAUGUACAUAAAGAAAAUCGUGGUAUGUUAUUUUGUUAGUUACCUGAUUUGUUGGUAAAUUGAAUCGGGCUUAAAUGGAUUAAUUAUAUAGAAUACACAUUCGAAGGCCUCUGGCUAAAUUUAUGAGUUGUUAUUGUAAGAUCAAUUUAAGUCAAAGAUUACAUUAUUGUCUCUGUGAAACUUUGCUAACCUCUUUAUUACUUAUGAAGCGAAAGAGAGAUUAAAAUGUAAUUAAAUAUUCAUUAGAAUAACUUAUAUAAACAUAUUAAUAUCAUCUGGAACUGCCAAAUCAAUUUGAGUUCAGAACUGUAAUGAGGUAAUAUGUAAUUGUAAGUUUAAAUGUUUUUAACAUUGUAAAGGUGGUGUUUUGUUUUUACAAACUUCGCGUAGACGUAAGUUUGGCUACGAGCGUCUCAAAUGUGAACGUAAGUGAUGGAUUUUCAUAUACAGGAGUCAUAAUAGCUAAGACUCAUUUCUGAAGCUAAGGCUUGUCCAAGAUGUAAUCCUUAUGGCCUACAUCUGAUUCAACGAUCUAAUCAAAGGCAAUGAAAACAAAAACACUUAAGAAAAGAAUAUUAAAAUUUACUAUGUAUUUAAAAAAUAUUUUUAAAUGAUUUACGAUAGAUGGAAUUGGCAUUUUUAUUUUUUUUUCUUACUGGUGCUGAUUCCAUAAUAUUUACGUACCCACAAAUCAGGAACCAGCCUAAAUGAUGGACGAACAAUAUUUUAAUAUGCCCGAAUUAUAUAUAUAGUUGUGUUAAUAUUUACUUUAUAGAUAGAGAAUGGAAUUAAAUUUCGGUGUACAUAACAUUACUUUCGCCAGAAGCUUAUAGAUUUAGAUUUACGAUUUGUAAAUGAAAUUAAUAUUUCUUUUAGUGUAGGACCAGCUUGGAACUUACGGCGCGUGUACAUAAUGUAUUAGUUUUAGAGAAAUAUAAUUUUUAUACAUUUGGUUAAUAUUGGUUAGAUGCGCCUGAGUUCUUAUACGAGAUGAUUGUUAGUACAUUUGAGAUGCCUAAUAUUUAUCUUUAUCUGUAAUUUUUUAACUGUUUCUUCGGAUUCAAAGGUGGGAUAAAUUUAACUAACUGCGUUUGUAUCCGAUAGUUCUUAUUUUUGUACGUGUUUAAAAUCGAUUAUAUAUAUAUGAAAAUGUUUUAAAUAGAUAGUAAUUUUCUUUGUAAAUUCGAAUAUUUGUUGUUAAUAUGUGGUGCGAGUGAAUGAAUUUUGUAAUUUGUUUAAUACAUUGAAAUUCGCUCCACAUUGACAGAGUGUUGAUGUCGAUCUGAUUAUAUUUUUAAUUUGUAUAAAAGCAAAUGUUCAUUAAAUGUGUUCUAUAUGAAAUUACAUCACUUAUUUUAAUAAACGAUAUAAAAACUU